Molecule: messenger RNA, 1150 nt
Organism: Impatiens glandulifera
Lineage: Eukaryota; Viridiplantae; Streptophyta; Magnoliopsida; Ericales; Balsaminaceae
Product: transcription factor MYB4-like
Exons: 3
Coding region: 41-1150 (369 amino acids)
Biological process (GO): regulation of stomatal movement
Source: RefSeq, a predicted model, not a curated record
UUCUCUGCUAAUUAAUCAGCUAAGAAAGAACAUAGAGAAAAUGGUGAAAACACCUUAUGUUGAUAAAAAUGGCAUCAGAAAAGGCACAUGGAGUGCUGAGGAAGAUGAAAAGCUCAAAGCUUAUAUCAUCAAUCAUGGCUACUUGAAUUGGCGUCAACUCCCCAAGCUUGCAGGAUUAUCGAGAUGCGGUAAGAGUUGCAGACUUCGAUGGAUGAAUUAUUUGAGACCCGACGUUAAAAGAGGCAACUUUAGUAAAGAAGAGGAGAAUAUCAUAGUCAAAUUGCAUGAAUCACUUGGGAAUAGAUGGUCCGUGAUUGCUGCACAAUUACCGGGUAGAACUGAUAACGAAGUAAAGAAUCAAUGGCAUUCUUUUUUGAAGAAACGCGCAACGAAAAGGUCAUUAGACCAUAACCAAGAUGACGAUCAUAUGCCGAAACGUAAAAGACGUGUUCACCCAAUAAAAAAGUCAAAAUCAUCACCUUUAGAAGUAGGGGAGGGUAGUUUCGCGUCAACAGAUUUUGUGGUUCAUGGAAUACUCGAGAGUUCUGACUUGUCGAAUGUUUCGACAUCGUUCAAUGAACCUUGCAUCUCAAAUGAGUCGACAAUGGGGACGUACUCGAAUGUGACCGAAGUUGACCCUAUUAUGAGCAUGUUUGCAAAUGGAAAUGAUGUUUUUCCUCAUGAAAUGUUGGAUGAAUCGUACGGAGAUCUUUGGAUGGAACCCUUUUUAGCAACAAAUUCGGAAAGCAAAAGACGUGUUCACCAAAUAAAAAAGUCUAAAUCAUCACCUUUAGAAGUAGGGGAGGUUAGUUUCGCGUCAACAGAUUUCGUGGUUCAUGGAAUACUCGAGAGUUCUGACUUGUCGAAUGUUUCGACAUCGUUCAAUGAACCUUGCAUCUCGAAUGAGUCUACAAUGGGGACGUACUCGAAUGUGACAGAAGUUGACCCUAUUAUGAGCAUGUUUGCAAAUGGAAAUGAUGUUUUUCCUCAUGAAAUGUUGGAUGAAUCGUACGGAGAUCUUUGGAUGGAACCCUUUUUAGCAACAAAUUCGGAAAGCAACUCGGAUCUUUCUUUGGUUACAGAUUGGGAGUAUUUAUUUCAUGAUCCAUUGCCGGAUUUUGAAGACGAAUUUCAUGUCUCUUUAUGGUAA